Messenger RNA from Erigeron canadensis, 924 nucleotides. RefSeq lists its product as uncharacterized. The coding region runs from base 1 to 924 and encodes 307 amino acids. The record is from RefSeq and is a predicted model, not a curated record. Lineage: Eukaryota; Viridiplantae; Streptophyta; Magnoliopsida; Asterales; Asteraceae. The transcript has a single exon.
AUGUUGCAAGACCCAAUAGGGAUACCAAUCCCGUCUUGUUUUUCAUCUAGUAGUUCUAAUGAAGAUCAACCCACUGGUGUCACAAAAUCUGGCCAGACACUUUUUAUGUCUGUUUACAAGACCAAAAUAGGCGGAAACAGUCGAUACAUAACCAUAACAUGGUUUAAACACAUGUUACUUCAUGGUUUAUCGGUAUCCGUCGAUGGACAUGACCCAAAUGAGGCUGACUACACUUGUAAAGUGGAGCUAAAGCCAUGGUGCUUUUGGAAAAAACAAGGGUCUAAAAGGUUUACAACGUCCGAUAAGGCCAAUUUCGACGUUUUUUGGGAUUUAAAAGGUGCAAAGUUUCAUGGUGAGACAGAACCGAGCUCAGAGUAUUAUGUGGCUGUGGUUUGUGAUCAAGAAGUGGUGCUUUUACUUGGUGAUUUGAAAAAAGAUGCUUACAGAAAAACAGGUUGUAGGCCUUCUUUGAAUGAUCCUGUUUUAGUAUCAAGAAAAGAACACGUUUUUGGUAAGAAAAAGUUUACCACAAGGUUAAAGUUUCAUGAAAAGGGACAUUUUCACGAGCUUUCAAUCGAAUGUAAAAAUCGAAGCGACGUUGCUCCAGAAAUGGAGAUAAGAAUAGAUGGGCAUUCGAUGGUUCAUGUCAAGCAUCUACAAUGGAAGUUUAGAGGCAAUGAAUGUAUUCAUUUUAAGAAAGUAAGAAUUGAAGUUUAUUGGGAUGUUCAUGACUGGCUUUUUAGUCCUGGUUUAAGACAUGCAUUGUUUAUUUUUAAACUAAGUGUUCCUUCGAGUAGUAGCUCUCCGGCGAUAUCCACAGCAUCGUCGCCAUUGUCAUCGCUAAGUUCGGGUUCGGUUGAUGGGUUUGAUCCAAGUGGACUACAUGAACUUUGCCUCUUUUUAUAUGCUUGGAAGGUUGAGUAA